AUGUUACAGGGUAACAUUCCAUGCGGCCGAAUUAGGGUUGGAUGGAUCAAGUGGAAGGAAGCGAGUGAGGAAUCUUCUGGUCCUACUUCUGAUGACGACUUCUUUCUAUGCGAGCCCUUAUCCACUGAUAUUCCAAAAACAGUUGAUCUCAACUCACCUGAUAGCAUAAACGAAGGAAUAGUUUCUACUCUAAAUGUCCUUUCUCCAACCAAAGUAGAUCCGGCAGUCCGAAGACAUCCUUCCCCCUAUUAUUACGGAGAUUUAUAUAAAUAUAAGACUACAGAAAGUAGCCCUCCAGUAUGGAAAGCUGAAAAUAAAGGCAAGCUAGCUCAGAGUCUUCGAGAGCCAGACUCUAAGCCAAGCGUUACUCAUAAAAGAACUAAAAGUUAUCGAAAAUUUCGGAAAAGUUCUAGCUUAGAGAAUCCUAUUGAAGCCAAGGAUCGAACAGUUAGACCUAAAGUUAACAUCAGAUAUAAGAAGAGCUCCAGUGUAGAAACCCAAAGCAUCGAUUCAAGAGACGCUCCCAAUGGCAAUUCAAUGCCUCCAAAUCCAGUUACUGUCACCGCUUAUGAUGAUUAUGGACUAGACGACAUGACACGCCAACGUCAUGUAUACGAAACCGCCUUUGAUUGUCGGAUAAGUAAAUCUGACGAUGAUCUAGAUCAAAUUGAGAAAGUUACUAACCAUCCUGUUCUCGUCCAUAUUAAUAAGACUUGGGACAAAAGCCAAGGUUCAGAGCCAUCCAUAGAUAGUAAUUCGCUGAAUAGAAGACACCGAGGAAGGGAAAGAGAAUGUACAAAAUCCAGCCAUGAGGACAAUAAUUCGUCGAAUAUCCGUUUAGUAGAAGCAGAAGAGAACAAUUGCGCAUCGUCAAGCGGUCUUCCUCUACGACGAUAUACUCCCUCACCGCCGUCCACAGCACCCUUACCAGCUAAAUUUCAUGGCAAAGAGCAUACAAUGAACAGCAUUCGCAGCGCUCCUAAUCUUCCUUCGCACCACAAAUCGCGGUUCAUUCCUGUGAAAUCGCUUACUACCAGCAGUGAUAGUUUACAAAUACGCCAAGGCAGCGCGUUUGAAAUAGAAUUUGGUUGCAGCUCUAAUAAAUUAAUAUCCGAAUUUAAGGGAAGGCCUGCACAUUUGAAAGAAGAAGCUAAAGAUAGAAUUUACGAAAUCAAAGGAAGGCCUAGGAAGGAGCUACUCAUUAUUAAUAAAAGGUCCAAAGAUAGUCUGUUGGAGUUUAAAGGGAGGAGAAUUAGACACAAAUAUUCCAGUACUGAAAGCAUGACGACUAGUAGUAGUGGUGGAAGUAUGGAGAGUAUUAAGAGUAGUACCAGUGAAGGAAAUAGAAGUACUAGCAGUUCUGAGAGUAGGCAGUCACCUUCCCUUAGCUCGCACAGUUCAGAUUCCGGUGGAAAUCCAAAAAACUAUACCGUCCCCCAAACUUCAAGUGCUUUCCUGGGUAACAAGCUCCACAUUUUAAGUCCUAUUUCUGAUAAAUCAUCUCAAGAACCAAUAUCCGAAACAUCAGAUAACAACAGAAACAACAAUUCACAAAAGUGCACACCAGAAGAGGUUCAACCGGCACUAGAAACAUUAAAAACCAAACGACGUUUACCUCAGAAUAAAAAUUUGCUAAAUCUUGGUUUCUAUGCGACGAAUCCAGAAAUCCAAGGAUCGGACAGUGGCAUUUCCAUACAAUCAAGAGAAGGUAUCAAGUCAAGAUUUAGCUUCACCGGUGCCGAAUUAUCAGCACCUCCUAGCCAGCAGGACUUCUCAGAUUUGCCGUUCGACAUGCCGAAAUUGCGGAGGAGACGAGCGGUCCCUGAGGCCACUUGCACUUCAGGUAGCGCUACAUCCGUGGAUUUAAGGGAUUUACCCUUCGAUAUGCCUAAAUUGAGAAGGAGAAUGCGGCUCCAACCCUCAAACUUGGAAGCUAGUGCUUCCCAAGCGUCUUCAAGUCAAAGCGUCGUAGAAGCAGAUAGACAAGCUUCCUGUCGACCAAAACUAACAUUGAAUUUGAGUGAAAUUGGAAACCACCCAAAGCAUGCUUUGGGACUUACACUUUCUGGACUUGGAUUAACAUUAAAUUCAAGUAUAAAUCAACCUUCAACAAGUUCUGACACAAUUGAUAUAUAUUUGCCCCUAGAAAAACAAGGAUGGUUCCAUGGCCAAAUAAGUAGAGUCGAAGCGGAAAAUGUGUUAAGAAUAUUAAGAGAAGGCAGUUUUUUGGUGAGAAAUAGUGAAUCUAUUAAAAAUGAUUUCUCAUUAUCUCUCAAGUAA
Diabrotica balteata is the source of this 2280-nucleotide messenger RNA. NCBI's taxonomy places the organism in Eukaryota, Metazoa, Arthropoda, Insecta, Coleoptera, Chrysomelidae. The record is from the annotation of a GenBank genome assembly.